AUGGGCGUUCUGUUCGAUUUUUGGAGUCUCAACUUCAACCUCAUAAGAAGUCUCGUGGACCUCAUAAAAUCUCUCGAAUUGCAAGGGACCACACUUUCUUUCUCCAUGAUCUCGUUACAAGACAUUUUGAACCUCAAUAACAAAGCAGUUGCACAGCACCAAUCAAACGAUAUGUGCGGGGCUGCCAAGACAUACUACGAGUCACUUUGUCUCGUCAAGGAAUUGUUGAAGUGUACUACUAGUACGCCUCGUCAAGGAAGUCGUCUGAGCCAUCACGCCACCAAUACUUUGCCUCAGCAUGAAAGCUUUCAUACUUCUACUGAAACUUCCAGAAAUAUAACCAAGCAAGGACUGCUCUUUGUGUAUCAAGGUGCAUUGGUCUUACAAGAAGCUCCCUCGUGUGGUGCGGAGCAUCGCGUGCAAUUUAUGAAUAUCUACUGCGCUGGAAUCUUGUUUAACACGGCCAUUCUGCAUCACCAAAAGUCGAUCGAGACUGGAACAUCGGCAUCCAUGCAUCGAGCAGAGCAGCUUUACCAAGCAAGCCUUCAGCUCAUUGUGGGGCUUCCACGAUCCAACGAUACGGUUGCCCUCAUUGCACUUGCAGCCACUAACAACUUGGCUCAGAUCGAGUUUGAGAAAGGACUGGUGAUGCAAGCGAGUGAGAGACUACGAUUCCUAGUACAUCUAUUGUGCUCAUUGGAAAGUACAGCUGGACGAGUCGUCACGGUUGACGAGUUCCACGGCAUGCUAUCUAACACACUGUUGGCAAACGGCGUGUCUUCGUCACCAGCUGCCUAA
This is a messenger RNA of Cylindrotheca closterium, 798 nucleotides long. The record is from the annotation of a GenBank genome assembly. Lineage: Eukaryota; Bacillariophyta; Bacillariophyceae; Bacillariales; Bacillariaceae.